Owenia fusiformis is the source of this 1562-nucleotide messenger RNA. The record is from the annotation of a GenBank genome assembly. NCBI's taxonomy places the organism in Eukaryota, Metazoa, Annelida, Polychaeta, Sabellida, Oweniidae.
GAACAACCUGGACCUUUUACAUAUUACUCUAGGAAAGACUAAAAAAAUUAGGUAAAAAUAAAAACAAUAAGUUUUUGUUAGCUCAAUUAGCAUUAUGUCUUUGCACCUUAAGAUGUAUAUUGGACUAUUGGUAUUUGCUUGGGCAUUUACAAAAUCUGGUGCACAGGAAUGUGGUGCUGACUUGAUAUUAGUUGUAGACAUAUCAUGUAGUAUUACAAGUCCAAAUAAAACUUUAAUGAGGGACUUCCUAGAGGACUUUGUGGGAGUACUCGAUGUUGGAACUGAUGACAGUCAAAUACAGCUUGGAAUGGUUUUGUUUGACAAAUUCACAUAUCACCCAAUAUAUCUGAAUAGUUUUACAAAGAACGAAGAGUAUGCCGAAGUUGUUCGAGAAAUGGACAUGCACAUAGAACCAAAUAAGGGACCACGGUGUGGAACACGUACUGAUAAAGCCUUGGUAGAUACUAUGAAUGUUAUGUUAAAAGAAGAAAAUGGAUUGAGGACUCAUAAUCCAAAUAUUCUAAAAGUAGUGAUGGUUAUUACUGAUGGAGCCACAUUUCCCGCUUCUGCAGCACCCAAAACUAAAGCUGCUGCAAAAGAGCUACGAAUUGUAACAGGAGCCUCAGUUUAUGUUCUCUCACUGCCAAACAAGAACAACAUAGAUGGCUCUAAAGAAUUCAGGGCAUUGGCAAGUAAACCAGUCGCUAACUACCUGAUUGAUGUGUCAUCAUUUGCAGAUCUGACCCCAUUAAUUCCCCCUUUAAUGACCGCUAUUUGUGUUAUCCCUGAGAGUGAAGUAGAAGAAAUAACUCCACCACCUACAACUACAGCAAAAGCAGUGAUAGUACCCGAACCUGUCACACCUGGCCCAACAACUCCAAGGCCUACUCCAAGGCCUACUGCUCCUCAAGGGCUUUGUGAAGGCCCUCGAUUAAAAUGUCAAGUUUUUAUGUCAGCUUGUCCACAUCAUAAUCGUCAAUGUUGCGGUUGUCAUUUUAUGUUCAUUGAUCCAGAUACAAAGGGUCUUAAAACACCCUUUCAAAUGGCAAGAGAAGGGAAAUGCCUGUGUGAAGACUGCAUAAGAAAGGCAUGGUUCUGUUUACCCAAGCAGUAUAAGGCACAAUAUUACAUUGGUCCACCACUACCACUUAAGUUUGGAGGCUAUGGUAGGAAAGGAUAAGAAGCAAUUGAACUCAGUCAGUUCUGGCUCCAAAAAUCAACAAUAUGGGCAUGGGGAUAUUGGUUAUUGUUUAUUCUGAAUUUUGUAUCGAUAUAUGUUAGGUGUAUUGAGUUGUUUGAAUUGUUUUGAAUUGUUAGAUAGACUGUAUACACAUAUUGGUAGCCUUAAUUGUGAACCUUGUGUCUCAUUAAAACAAAGCAGGUGAAAUGAACAAAUAAAACAUGUACUACUAUAAGGAAAAACUAGGAAAAUGUGAUUGAAAGAGGAUAAUUUCAAAUUUAUUUACCUUGCAAGUUGCUCCAUUUUUGCACUGAUCACUACAGUCAUUAACAUCUGAAAUAAAGAUUGAUUUCUGUCAACAUGUUGUAAGUUCUAUGUUAAA